AUGCCACCGACCGAGGAUAUUGAGGAGACAUUAAAGAAAGCUAAGAUGAAACGAAGAAACGGAAAAUCGACAUUAACACGCCUAGGAAAAGUUAUUAUUGUACAAAUCGGGGGGGAGCGGUCGAACGAAGAGAUUCAAAAGGCGCUAGACAAUUACGAAAAGGCGUACGCUGACCUUGAGGCUAAACAUGAAGAAGUGACAAUGUUAAUAGAAGAUGACGAACAGUUCGAAGAAGAAGAGCAAUGGAUUGAACAGUGUCAGGAAACCUUUCUCCGCUUAAAAAUAGAGGCACAAGAUUAUAUGAAGAAACAGACAAUAACCGAUAAGAAAGAAAAAAAUAAGGAAACCGAAGUUAUAAGUACACCAGAAGAAAACCUCCCAAAUUUAGUUCAAGUAAAUAAGAAUGACAUAUCGGCA
Paramuricea clavata is the source of this 417-nucleotide messenger RNA. Lineage: Eukaryota; Metazoa; Cnidaria; Anthozoa; Malacalcyonacea; Plexauridae. The record is from the annotation of a GenBank genome assembly.